AAAACUGAUUGUUUUCACCCCGAGAGGAAGGACCUUUGCCGUUCGCACUUGCAGCUGUGAAACGGUUAUAACAUUUCGUUCACAGCUGGUCCGUUUCUUCGCAGCACCUUUCUUGCUCGCCAUGGCUCUGUGCGGGGGUGUUGGAGCCAUGGCUUUGCCCAGCGAGCUUAUCGUCCAUAUAUUCUCCUUUCUGUCCGACCGAGACAAGCUCCGGGCCUCGGCCGUGUGUUCGCGAUGGAGGGAGUGUCUCUUUUACCCCGCGCUGUGGACCGAGCUCAAACUGCGGAUAGGCGAUGGAUGCAAUGGCGGCGGCCCUGGCUCGGAGGAGACCCUACGACUGGAGUUCCUCAUGCGGAAGUUUGGUUCUUAUGUGCGUGAGCUGCAGCUGGAACUCGCACCGAUAGAAAGCUACGUCAGCUCCCUGAACAACGAGCCGUCAGCCGCUCGCACGGACCAGCCUCCUGCUCCCGGCAGCGACCCGCAGGUCCCCAACCGAUGGAAGGACGCCAUGGCCACCUACUUGGACCAGGUGUUGUGUGUGUUCACUGGCAUCCACAACAACAGAAACCUGCAGAAGCUGAGUCUGUACGGAGACACCUGUAUUCUCCAGCAGGAGGGACUGUUGGACAGCCCCAACCGGCACCAAAUUCCCCAGGGGGACAAAAAGAUCAACGAAAUCCAGCAGUUGUUCAUGGAGUUGCUGUCAAACAGCCGGCAGCUCAGAUGGUUGUCCUGCAGUUUCAUGCUGGGCUUGGUGACUCCCUGCUCAUUAGCUUACCUGUCAAAUCGUUCUGCUGAGACCCUGCAGCACCUCAGUUUACUGGAACACCAGUUAGGUCCUCUCAUCUCACCAUCAGAGAUGGACCGGCUCUCAAAUCUUACUUCUUUGGGUCUGGAUUUCUCUGACUUGACAUCUGAGCUUUGUGGUCUGCUGGCAUCACCACGCCGAACUCCGCUGCACCGUCUCUCCUUGCUGCUCAACGGUGCCGCUCUGGAGUUCAAACCACUAGAUGGGACGGCUACAGAGGACAAUUGGAAGGCGCUGGUUCGUGUGAGUGCCAACCUGCGAGUGUACAUCAUGGCCCUGGAGGUUGACAGCUCCGUGCUCCUCAGGGUCCUAAAACCCAGCCUUCCCCUGGAGCGCCUCCACUUGGACAGUUACAGCACUCUGGUGACUGAUGCCACAUUGGAGCUCAUCUCUCAGCAGUAUAACAAAACGCUGACUCACUUCCUGCUCCUGAGGGAUGACCCUGACCUCCCUGACCUCAGUGUCAAUCGCAAUGAAGACCCAUUGGUCCUUUUAGCAUGGCGGUGCACUCGGCUAGCUGUUCUAGUGAUACAUGGUUACACUGUGUGGUCUCACAACUUGGUGGCCAUCUCUCGGCUCAGAGGCUCCAGUCUCCGCGUCCUUGGCGUCUCGGAGGAGAGCAUCGACUUUGACCCUGACCAGUUGGUGUGCAUGGAAGGGGACCCGGGCCAUAACUUGAUCAAGGAGGUCUCGCUGGGCCUGGGACGAGUCUGGCGCCCUUGCCUGGAUUCUAGCCUGAUUUUGCCUGAACCUUCCCAGCACUUCCAUCGCGAGCUGCACACCUUCAGCAUGGGCAUGUAGGCAAGGAUGGCAAUUCCAGGUCUUCACAGCCUAAGGUGUUGUCAAGACCAGGCCAGACCCAAGGAGGCCACAUCAGCUCAGGCCUCUGAACCAGGCCGAAAGAGCCAGACCCAAGUGAGAAACCUAAACUGAAUCUAUAAAGUAAAUUCGUGUGAGCUGGUUUUUGAUUGGGAAUUUAUUUUUAGUUCAUUUGUCUGUGUUUCUUUCAUUGGGUCUUUUAGUACACAAUCAAUGUUUUUCCAGCAGAUUUAAUGUCGGGCAUCUUGUUUAGUUGUUUCACUGACAUCUUAUUUUUUUAUUGAAUAGAUUAAAUUUAAUAAUAAUAAACAAAACUUAAAUAUUCUUAAAGUCCCAUAUUCAGCUUGAAUGAGUCCGACUGAUCUUUUAGCACUGAUCUCUAGCCUCUUGUGUGGCACGGUCCAGUCUGGUCUGGUCUUGCUGACAACUAUAUAGAGCUUGAUGUCUCUUCUUCACUUUAAUAACCUCCAGAGCCUCUGUAUAAUGUUUAUUUGUUUUUUUCUUCUUUUUUAUUUAACUGUUUUCCCCAUCUCUCAUCGCAGUGUAUAAUCUUGAUUUUUCUUCUGUGGGCGUUACCGUGUUGCCUGUAUAGGCUUUGUGUGUAUUUAAAUCUAGAUAUAAUAUUAUUCUGCUCACAGCUAGAACAGGCAGGCUGAGCGAUGAAGAGGUGGGAUUUUGGGGCAAUGUGUGUACUCGGACACAAGCGAAUAGCUGUAGUUUUCUUUUGUUUUGUUUUUUUUGUUUUGUUUUGUUUUUCUAACCCUUUGCCCUUUUGACCAUCUGUCUCCCCCCACUCCAGCAAAGGUUAGAGAUGUUAAACUGAUUGAUCGAUCACAUCUUGUGUAAAGCAACCAUUACUACUUCUCUUGCUUUGAAAGAGCACCUUGUGCGGUUGUCCACUAGUACCAGAGCCUUGCCAGCAAGGUGGGAAUCCCCACAACAAAAUGGCUGACAGUGGCUGGUGCUAAUUAGUUUUAUUGCAGUUGCAGCAACAGCCAUGUCCGUGCCAUGACUCAGAACAUCCCUGUUGAGAGAUAAGUGGUUUUAUUCAGGCCUUUGAGCACCUUGCUGUUGGUGUAAUGGAGAUUAUUGUUACAUACUUGCCACCAAUACACUGAACCCCGUGCUCACUUCUCAACAUGUUUGAAAAAAAACGCUGCUAGUUGACUGAAAAGGGAGCCUCGUCCCCUAACUGACAUUCAGAGCCAAACUAUGAAUAUUCAGCCUGUUACAGUACAAUACACUCCUACUGUGUUCUCGUCUGACCUCUGGUGAGCUGGUCAUAACUUAUUGCAUCUUUUUUUUUUCCUGUAAUCAGCAGAAAUAUCGCUGCUUUGUUCUCCUCAAGUGUUCUAGCCGGUAUCACAGGUGGUUCCAGAGGCCCUUUGUAUGAAAGUGUCCCAAGUCAUCAAGUCAAAUCAAGAAAAGUUCAGGGAUGUGUGUGAAAAUACAAAGGACUCUGAGGUCAAAUAUACCUUUAAGCAGGUCUUUAUUAUUUUUGAAGAGAGCGGAAAUGGCGAAUCAUUCCAUGAUGACAUACGUACAGUAUAUCUGUGUUUUGAGAUACCUCUGCGACUACUUUCAAAGGCCAUGCUCGAACAACACCAGUAGCCUGUAUGCACCACUUCCAAAGGUGGCAGAAGCCAGCAUCAAUUUAUGUAGGAAAACCGCGGUGGAGUUCAUGAUUAAGAAACAGGGAAACGAAAGAAAGAGAAACACUGAAUGUAACUUUACUUUCAUUUAAGAUGGCCAGUUGUCUUUUUUUAAGGGGCUUACUGAUUAUUUGCAUUUGCCACAGGAAGAUGUGUCUUGCCACAAUAGUCAACAGUGAGUUUUCAUAUUGGCCUCACUGAUAGCCAAGACGUCAUCUUUGUUUUUCUUGAUCGUCGACACCCGCAGCACAAUGUUGUUUUGUGGCAAAGCAUCUUCACUCUCUCCAGUCUCAGGAAGGCUUUUAACAUCACUGCGUCGUUAUGGUGAUAACGUGGCAUGGGUGUGUCAAACAAUCGGUAUAAGGAAUUGUCUUUUUUCUUUUCUUUUUUUGAGUCACAGUUGCCUUGGAAACAGCCCCCUUGCUUUCUGGAUACAGUUGUUGUUGUUGGUGGUGUUGUUGUUUCUCCUUGCCAUCUGAUGAACUCUCACUCCACCUUGGUCUGAGGGUCAGCAAACCUAAUCAUACAUUUGUUUUCCAAGAUUAAGUUUGAUGAAGGCAGACGGAGGGCAAAAUAUCUGCUCAUUGCACGCUUUACAUCUCCAGGAGAUGAAGCAGUAGGAGAUGGAGGCCAUGCUGGGCCAAAGAAAUGUCUGGGCUUAAUGUAGUCAAUAUUCUGGGUGAUAUCAUUUCUGUCUGGCAACAUUUGAUCUCGUCUGACUGUGCAACUGGCUUGUUCAUCAGGCAUUUAAUAGCAAGCGCGAAAGACUGACUUUGACAGGAUCAUAGUCUCUUUUUAUUGUCCAGUUCUGUUUAUAAUCACUGAGUGAAUGCCUUUGCUCCAACAAUGUGGACAAAUGAUCCUGAGCCACAGGCUGAAUAUGGAGCUGGAAGUGGAACCAGUAUGAUUCCAUCGGAUGCUCCAGUGUUGUGACAGCUGUGCUGCACUGGUGUGUUAUUGAAAAUGUUUCCUGUGCGGGGUUCAGGGGCCCACCUGCCUUUCAUGAGUGAAUGCUGUCAGGAAGGUUACCCUCUCACAUGACUUACAGCUCCGUUCAGUGUGAAGUUGGUGCAGUGGCAUCGUAGACUGUGAAGGUCCAUAUCAAGGCCGCUUU
This is a messenger RNA of Solea senegalensis (Senegalese sole), 4393 nucleotides long. Its product is annotated as F-box only protein 33. Gene Ontology annotation, biological process: SCF-dependent proteasomal ubiquitin-dependent protein catabolic process; positive regulation of protein ubiquitination. Lineage: Eukaryota; Metazoa; Chordata; Actinopteri; Pleuronectiformes; Soleidae. The transcript has 6 exons. Gene Ontology annotation, molecular function: protein binding. The coding region runs from base 122 to 1609 and encodes 495 amino acids. The record is from RefSeq and is a predicted model, not a curated record. Gene Ontology annotation, cellular component: SCF ubiquitin ligase complex.